ACUUUUGCGCGUUGAAAACGAAGAGGAGGCGGUAAAGAGAAAAUAGAGGAAGUGGGAAUGAAAAAUAAGUUAGACCGACAGGAAGUGAUGCGCACUGGAGAUAAAUUGACGAAUUGCGAGGUUCGAAAAAAAUUGAAAAAAAUCUAGAUAGCUUUUACUGUUUUCCCCUUUUUGUGAGCGUAAGAAGUAGCUGUAAAGGGGAAUCGGGUUGACGCAGUUCUUAUUCAGAUUGAAGCGGUCCAAGGGUUUUUUUCAUUUAUUCAAAAGCAGUUUUAGUAAGCUUUCACCGAGAUAUUUUUACAAGCUCCAUAAGGGAAUGUCAGAGUGACCCCUGAUUGACGCAGCUUCUCACUUAAUUUUUUUGGGUUGAUCGACCUUGUAUCUGUUUUUCAAUGUUUUUAAACCAACACUUCUCGUAUAAAAGCUCUUUUGACAUCCCGUUUUCCUCCUAUUUUAUUCUGCCGUGAAGCGUAACAGUUAGGUCGUGCGUGUACUUGACUAUCGGCUCAUGUGUUGACGACGCGACGCUGACCGCGUUCCAUCUCAGAGAAUGAAUCGUGCAACAAGCGUUAUUUGUGCUUUAAUAAUUGUCAUCAUUACAACAAAAGUGACGGGAUUCCAAAAUCCGGAUGCGGACUUCCAAAAUCCGGAUGCGGAAUUCCAAAAUGCGGAUGAGGAUGCGGAAUUGCGGGCGAGCUUUGUGAACGCGGUCGACGCUGACCAGUGCCGGCGUCGCUACGCGGACGCAAUCAUGCGAUCCUUGGCUGAGAAUCAAUGCCAACACAUACUCGCCCAGUGGAUGAAUCUACCCAGGGACGACAAGAAGCACUGCCAGAUGGCCGAGAACGCGGGAUGCAAGCUCAAACUGGCGUAUUGCGGCCUCUGGUGGACGACCAGGUGCAGCUUCCAAUGCAGGAGCAUAAACAGACCGACUGCUACCAAAAGGGUCUUCGCGGCCAGCCUCGCCCGACCGUUCCGAGUCUCCUUGCCGAUCCGCGAUCUAUCCGCGGUUCUAAUUCAAGGAGGACCUGCAGGCAUCAUUAUUGAAAUUGAUGGACAAAGCGAUGGACUAAAAUAAAACUAUUUAAAACUAAAAUAAAGGACUUUCAUGGGAGUUUCAGCGGACAUAUUAUUUCCGUUUCCUUCCUUUUUUACUACCGAAGUAGUCAAUUUUGUAUUGAAUGUGCUACAG
Molecule: messenger RNA, 1192 nt
Organism: Bemisia tabaci
Lineage: Eukaryota; Metazoa; Arthropoda; Insecta; Hemiptera; Aleyrodidae
Source: RefSeq, a predicted model, not a curated record